UAUAUCCACAAUACAACAUUCCUUCAAAAAAUCCACAAUACAACAUUGAUUCCAUCAUCUUUUGCUCCAAACCUUUCCAAAACUUCAUUAAUCUCUCCACCUGGAAAAAUCAUCAUGGGUGUCCUCGGAGCAAUACUAAGACAUUUGGACACAACAAUAGGGCCCGGAGUAAUGCUUCUUUAUCCUUUAUAUGCAUCAAUGAGGGCAAUUGAAAGUCCUUCAACCUUAGAUGACCAACAGUGGCUAACAUAUUGGGUUUUAUAUUCUUUCAUAACUCUCUUCGAGCUUUCAACUUACAAGGUCCUAUAUUGGUUUCCCAUUUGGCCAUACAUGAAGCUUGUGUUCUGCAUAUGGUUGGUACUGCCAAUGUUCAAUGGAGCAGCUUACAUAUAUGAGAAUUAUGCAAGGACAUACGUCAAGAAAUUUGGCAACUAUGGAAGUUAUAAUUAUCCUGAGGAGUACAAGAAGGUCCUUCAUAUGAUGACUUUCGAUGCAAGAAAAGCAGUUGAACGUUAUAUCGAUAGAUUUGGCCCAGAUGCAUUUGAGAGAGUGAUUAGAGCAGCUGAGAAAGAAGCAAAGAAGCAUUGAGUGAGUGUCAAUUUAACCAAGUUGGCAUGGGAAGAAGAAUGUAAACACGUUAUAUUCAGUUCUUCAUUCUGUCAAUAUAUUCUAGCAUGUAGAAAACUGAUUGAGUUUCAGAAUUAAUUAUUAUAGUUAAACGAGAGCAAUCUUAUUUUCUAUGAUUAAUAUGUUUUUUUAUGUACAUCCCUUGGAUUAAUUAAGAAUAAAUAGCGUUCAAUUUGAUUAA
Molecule: messenger RNA, 808 nt
Organism: Medicago truncatula (barrel medic)
Lineage: Eukaryota; Viridiplantae; Streptophyta; Magnoliopsida; Fabales; Fabaceae
Product: HVA22-like protein f
Exons: 5
Coding region: 115-588 (157 amino acids)
Source: RefSeq, a predicted model, not a curated record